GCAAAAACCCAAAACUACCGCCCCUUCGCUCUUCUUCGCGCCUCGCUGCUGCUGCUUCUUCUUCUUCAUAACCCGCACAAACCACACCUGAAAUCCAAUUGGCUUCUGUUGAAGUCAAAACUGGUGCUGAUCGAGUGACCCAAGGAGGUGGUAAUCGCCCAUUUAUGGUGGUCUUCUCGAAUGUUUUCGUUUUGGGGUCUUGUCUUCCCUCUUUCUGUUGCGCGCAAGCUGUUUGAUGUCUGUCUUGACUGAGAGGCAUUUGUUUUUUCUUGCGCUUGUUUCUUGGACUUGGAGCAAAGCAUUAGCAUCUUGAGAUGACCCGUCUUCAAUUCGUUUUUGAAUCCGUAGCUUCCUCGAAUGAAUGGAGCGCGACAAGGCAGUGUGGAUGCAUUGUCACCUCCCUAGUGCGUUUGCCUACCCUGAGACGAAAUUGGAGUCUUGGCGAGGUUUUAUUUAACUGUUUGCAGCGGAGAUUCAUGACCACCAGCAAGAGAGUGCAAGAUAGGAGCAAAAACAAGAGGGUCCAUCAUCUCGAAAUCGCCACCGAGAAGCAUAAAGUGGUGUCUAAGGUGUUGGUUUUGAUGGAAAUGUUGAAGAAGGAACCGGAAAUGAUAAUCCCCGUUAGGUCGGUGGAUCGAUACCGGCAACAAAUUAACUUGCCCAAGCCACACAGUAUAGUGGAUUUUAUUCGGAAGUCGCCGAAACUAUUUGAGUUGUAUAAGGAUCAGAAGGGCGUAUUGUGGUGUGGAAUGACUAAAGAAGGUGAGGACUUGUUAGAGGAAGAGGAGAGAUUGAUUAGGGAACACUCAGGCAUGGCUGCUGAAUACGUGACUAGGAUGUUGAUGAUGUCGGUAGAUAAACGGCUUCCACUGGACAAAAUUGCGCAUUUCAGGAGAGAGUUUGGUUUGCCAGCCGAUUUUAGGAGCAAGUGGGUACACGAGUACCCACAGCACUUCAAAGUGGUUAAAUCUCCAGAUGAAGUUGAUUAUCUCGAGCUCGUAGAGUGGAAUCCUGCUUGGGCUAUCACAGAGUUGGAGAAAUCCGUAUUGGGGGGAUCAGAGUCUGUCUCUCGUACUCCAGGGUUGCUUUCCCUAUCUUUCCCCUUGAAGUUUCCUGCCGGUUACAAAAAGGUGUAUAGAUAUGGAGGGAAGAUUGAGCACUUUCAGAAAAGGUCUUACUUAUCUCCUUAUGCUGAUGCACGUGGCCUACAAGCUGGAUCAAAAGAAUUCGAUAAGAGGGCCGUUGCGGUGAUGCAUGAGCUACUUAGCUUCACAAUGGAAAAGAGGUUGGUAACAGAUCACCUCACCCACUUUCGACGAGAAUUCAUGAUGCCUCAGAAGCUGAUGAGACUCCUGCUGAAGCAUUUGGGCAUUUUCUACGUCUCUGAGAGGGGGAAGAGGUUCAGCGUGUUCUUGACAGGAGCUUAUGAAGGUGUGGAGCUGAUUCAGAAAUGUCCACUGGUUAUUUGGAAGGAAAAGGUCCUAAGCCUUAUUGGUUAUAGAGGGAGGAAGAAAAAGAUAGAAACUUUUACAGACUUAUCGGAUAUGGAAGAUAAUGGUGUGCUUGAGGGCGGCUCUGAGGAUGAAGGGAUCCCUAUGCAGCUUGAUCAAGGAGAAUCCAUCAGUGAAUUGAAGGAUAUUGCAAUGGGGGACAGCCCCUUCAUGGAUAUAAGUGAAAUUGACAAUGUAUACAGGCCUGAUGAUUCAUUCUAAGGUCAUAUGUCCUUGUUUGAGCUAUCAAGAUAACUUGCUUUUUCAGUCUCCUCACAAGUUCAAAGUUUAAGUAUUUGCUGUAUAUACUUAAUUACACAUACUCGCAUUUACAUCUAUGAAGGAAACCAAUAACGGACCGAUGCAGCUCAUUCCUCAUAAGUCCUAAGUAUUGCCUCUUGAAGUCCUGAACUGAAUGAUUCAGAAAAAGAAUAUGUGCGGAUGAUGCUUUUGGCAA
Molecule: messenger RNA, 1947 nt
Organism: Rhodamnia argentea
Lineage: Eukaryota; Viridiplantae; Streptophyta; Magnoliopsida; Myrtales; Myrtaceae
Product: protein WHAT'S THIS FACTOR 1 homolog, chloroplastic
Exons: 1
Coding region: 315-1712 (465 amino acids)
Molecular function (GO): RNA binding
Source: RefSeq, a predicted model, not a curated record